Molecule: messenger RNA, 4266 nt
Organism: Besnoitia besnoiti
Lineage: Eukaryota; Apicomplexa; Conoidasida; Eucoccidiorida; Sarcocystidae
Product: MIF4G domain-containing protein
Exons: 19
Coding region: 1-4266 (1421 amino acids)
Biological process (GO): nuclear-transcribed mRNA catabolic process, nonsense-mediated decay
Cellular component (GO): cytoplasm; exon-exon junction complex
Molecular function (GO): protein binding; RNA binding
Source: RefSeq, a predicted model, not a curated record
AUGCAGGGGGCGGCACCCUCUGCUCCGCCCGCGGUGCAUGCCGCUUCCUCGGCGGCUGACAGUCUCCCCAGGCCCCGCUCCGUCGCCGCCGCCGCAGCUCCAAGGUCGGCAUCUUCCUCCUUCUCGCCUGAAGCCUGCCGGAGGCUGUUGGAGGAGGCGAAAGAGAUCGCCUGGCGGCGCCGCGUGCGCCUGCGCGUGGUGCAGAGCUCCGCCGAGAGCGACGAGCGUCCGGGUGAGCGAUCGAGGGGUGAGGGGCGUGAGAAGAACAUCGUGCGCCUGCAGAAGAUUGUGAACAGGAUCAAGAAGAUCACCGAGGCGGAGAAAAGCGCGAUUCUGAACGAACUGGGCAAACUCAACGUCUCUCUCUUCCUAUCCGAGAUCACGGACAGCAUCUGCGAACUCGAUUUCAAACUCGCCGACGUCCGCGCCGUCGUCGAAAUCUGCGCCGCCCUCCACGAAACUUAUCCCGAGUUCUCGUCGCUCCUUCAACAAUCGCUGCAGAAACAAAUUCGAGCCACUGUUGACUCCGCCGUCUCGCUCGUCACGCAGGCCUCUUCGACGGCGCCUCUGGCCUCCUUGCCGCCGCCGAUUGCUUCGUCGUUGCCGCAGAAUCUCGCGGUUCUUCUGCCUCAAGACCUCUCGCUCAAGCUAUCUGCGCUCACCACGCGGCUGCGCGUUCUCGCUCGACUUGUGUCCGAGUUGUUUCUCACUGCGCUCUCGAAAGAUGCGUCGCUGCUGCUGCCUCUGCUCCAGUUCCUCGCGAGCGCGUACCCGGUCUCUUCUUGUGCGUCUCUGCUUCGCGGCGCCGGCGGCCGGUCUCAGCCUGGCGUUGCGGCUCCUUCGUCUUCUCAAACACUCUCGUCGUCUCUCCCCUUCCUCCUCACGCGGAUGGCUGUCCUCAGUUCGCUCGCGCGGAAGGCCAGCUUCCAGCUUUUCUCUGCGCAGGAUGAGGAGCUCGUCGGCCUCGAAAAAACCUCGACUCUGUCGCUGCAACGCCUUGACCGCGCCUUGAAGCAGAUGCCCGCGGGCGCCGCCGCGCAGCCGCAGGCGGAGGCAGCGAAGACGCAUCCCGAGGAGGGCAGCCAGCAUGCGGAGGGAAACAAAUCCGUCUCUCGCCAGGCAGAGGACGCCACGAAGGCCGCCUCAAAUGGCGGCGAGGAAAAGGACAUCCAGACGGCGGUGGCAGACGAAACAGACGAGAAAAAUGAAGAGGAGAUUCCUGAUCACGUGGUGACGAUGCUGCGCGAGCUCAUGAUUACAGUUGGUGUUUCGGACGAGGAUCUCGCUGCGGCUAUCCAAGAAGGAGAAGAAGCCGUUCCAGCGCCCACGCGACGCAAGACGGCGUCGCUGCUGCGGCAGUUCUUCUUCUCCUCCGCGGCCGCGGGCGCCAGCCAGUUGCACCAGCACUUGGUGCUUCAGGAGCAGCAAAACAUGCAGCAGGUCGUGAACCAGGGGCAAGUCGACCCCGACGCGAACUCGCGCUUCCUCCAGCUGAGUGAGAAGUUGAAGACGUUCCUUCAGCAAGCGCAGAUUCUCGCCGAAGCGGUACGCGAAGAUCCCAUCGACUUUCAAGCGCUUCAAGUGAAGACCGCAGAGCUGCUGGAGCUUGACGCCGACGCAGCCUUAGCGACGCGCGCGGGGUUCGGUGGCGCGGCAGGGGCGGCGGAGGAGGCGAAGGCCGGCGAAGAGGAACUUGACGAAAAUGCCGCAUGGAAAGACGACAAAGAACGAGAGUUUUACACGGAUCUUUUGAACCUAAAGGACGCCAUUCCCGCCGUCCUGCUGGGAGUAAAGGACGCCAAAGACGCAGGCGACGUCAAGCGAAUCAACGAGACCAAGGAAGCAGCCCCGGAGGCUGGAGGAGACUUUCAAGUCACGGCGUCGGGCGCAGCCUCGAAAUCUGCGUCUUCGUCCUGUCUCUCUUCCGCGCCUCCCGCGUCGUCUUCUGCACCCUCGACGCAAGGCAUGGACUUAAUUCUGCUGCGCCUCAGCCAGGCGACGGAGACUCACGUCGUGGAUCAGAUUGCACUCGACAUCUUUUAUGAGCGGCUGAACACGAAAGCAAAUCGAAGCGUUCUGAUGAAGGGCAUCGCCGGCGUCCCACGCACGCAGCUGCAUCUGCUGCCCUUCUACGCUCGACUUCUGGCGAUUCUGAAACCCUACAUGAAGGACGUGUGUGCAUACGUGCUCGAGUCAGUCCAGAGCGAUAUGAAAAAGAUCCUCGAAGAAAAACACCCCACAGAUCUCGAGAACAAAAUCAAGUGCGUGCGCUUCAUCGCGGAGUUCACAAAGUUCGGGCUGCUGCCCGCGGGCUUCAUCAUGGUCACCUUCAACUCGCUCAUGGAGGACAUGACACCUCAUCACGUCGAGCUGCUCUACCACAUUGCCGACGCCUGCGGCUACUACCUGCUGCACAUGCCUCUGACCCGCCAGCGGUUUUCGGCGCUGCUCGAGAAGAUGCUGCGCAUUAAAAGCGCGAAGAAUCUCCCUGCGCGACUCGACAUUUUGAUUGAGGACGCCUACCACCAGCUGCGCCGUGCAGCCAACGCGGUCCGCGGUGACGGAAAGAAGAAAGCCGUUCCUCCUGAGAAGCAGUUCAUGCGAAAACUCCUCUUCGAAGAACUCGCUACGGGAGACGAGAUUCAGGUGGCGCGUUUGAUUCGCCGCUUUCCUUGGUCGACCGACCCGAAGGUUGAGGAGUGGUUUCGAGAAGAAAUUUUAGAUCUAGACAUGCAGACGAACUUUGAGCACAUCCACCGAAUCGCGUCUCUGCUCAGCGCCCUUGCGAAGUACCUCCCGAGCGCCGUCAUUGCAUGCGUCGAUGGAGUCUUAGAGGCGAUUCAGAUUGGAAUGGAGCGAGAAGACCCGCGAGACGCUCCCUUGCGCGUGCGGCAGAUCAAGUUCCUCGCAGAGUUGUAUAACUACAGACUGGUCGACUCCUCGAUCGUGUUUGACGUCAUGUACCACCUCUGCGGCUGCGGCUCCGCGAGCAGCUACCAGGCGGGCAACAUUCGCACGGCGCACCGAAUAUUAGCCGACCAGGCGCGGGGUGGCGUCUCCGCGGAGGAAGCCUCGCCGCUCGCCGCGCUGCCCUCGCAGAUGUUUCUGGGCGCGCUGUACGAACAGGAGACGCUGCCACUGGUCGAUCCCGCCGCGCCCGUCGACUGGGCGCACAGCUGCUUCAGAAUCACUCUCGUCUGCGUCUUGCUGCAGUCCUGCGGCCAGUACUUCUCGCGCGGCGCCCUCCGCCUGAAGCUCGAUCGCUUCCUCCUCUUCUUCCAGCGAUUCGUUCGCGCCAAGCCUUACGUGCCCUUUCUGGUUGAAGCAGAUUUUCUCGACACGCUGGAGACUUUGCGCCCGCAGCUGCAGGUCGCGGAGACGCUCGCAGAGGCAGAGGAUCGACUGAAGGAGCUUCUCAAGGAAGAAGCGAGCAUUCUCGCGGCGAUGGAAGACCGGGACGAAGGCCGAGAAGAGGCGGAUGAAGCUCUGUUUGGUUCGGCGGGUGAGAGCGAAGACGAGGAAGACGAGGGCAGCGCAGAGGAGGAAGAAGAAGGCGCCGCUGAGGAAGACGAAGAGGACCUGCGAGACUACAUUCGAGAGCAUGUGCAGAAGGAAGAGGAGCUCCAGUUCGACACGGAGUUUGCGCAGAUGAUGCUUUCCUCUCUGAACGAAGCCAAGGCGUUGCGGCGCGCGCCCGGCUCUGACCUUGCGAAGAUUCCUGCGAGCGUCUUGAAGGAGGCUGCGGAGCCCCCCGCAGAUCUGCAAAGGAGCUCGCUCUCGGCAAGCAGAUCGGCCGGAAGCCUCCGGGGCGCAUGCGGAGCUCAAGAGGAGGAGGGGCAGGGCGAGGCAGACCGCGCAGAUCUGCAUGCAGAAGACGGCCCUCCGGCGCGCCCGCAGACGGUCAUGCGGCUGAUCACGAGACGGCAGGACAAGCGAAAUCGCUUCUUGGUGCGGCCGUUGGCGGUGCCAACCGACGCGCGACUCGCGGAGACUUCGCGGCGAAAAGAUCAGCAGGCGCAGCAGGAGAAGGAGGAGAGAGAGGACCUCAAGCGAUUCGUGAUUGAACGUGUAAACCGCUCGGCGGAGGAGGAGGAAGAAGAGCGCCGAAAAACGUUCUACGCCGGCGCGCCCUCGGGGACUGGGUGUACGUAUGCCGGAAGCUCGCCCAGAGCCCCCCCCUUCGCGCCGGUGGGUGGCGGCGGAGAUCGGCAGACUGUCGGCGCGAUGUCUUCUUUCGGUCAAAAGGGGCGGUACAGACAGAGGUAG